Messenger RNA from Plasmodium vinckei vinckei, 1677 nucleotides. Its product is annotated as tyrosine--tRNA ligase, putative. Bases 1 to 1677 code for a protein of 558 amino acids. Gene Ontology annotation, cellular component: cytosol; mitochondrion. NCBI's taxonomy places the organism in Eukaryota, Apicomplexa, Aconoidasida, Haemosporida, Plasmodiidae. The record is from RefSeq and is a predicted model, not a curated record. The transcript has a single exon. Gene Ontology annotation, biological process: tyrosyl-tRNA aminoacylation. Gene Ontology annotation, molecular function: tyrosine-tRNA ligase activity; RNA binding; ATP binding.
AUGAAAAUAAACAAAUUGUUAGUAUUAGGGUUGGGAAUAUUGGUAUGUGAUAAUAAUGUAGGAAUACGAUGUUACAAAAGAAGUUUUAUUCUUCAUUGUAACGAUGGGAAUAGUCAGCAUAUAAACAAAAGUAUUUUAAAAGAUAAUACAUGUGAAUAUAAAAUAAAAUCGAAUGCUUUAAAAAAGUUAUAUGAAAGAAAAUUAAUUAACUAUACGAGUGAUAUAAAAAGUAUAGAUAAAAUAUUAUAUGAAAAUGAGCAGGAAAAUGAAAAUAAAAAAUCAGUAUAUGUUGGUAUAGAUUUAAAUUGUAAAUAUUUGCAUAUAGGAAGUUUAAUACCAUUAAUAGUUUUAGAAAUAUUACGAAGUUAUAAAACGGAUGUUAUAAUAUUACUUGGGAAUAGUACAACCCAAAUUGGUGAUCCUUCUUUUCAAACAAAUGAAAGAAAACAAACAUUAAAUGAAGAAAUAUAUCAAAAUGAAAAAAGUAUAAAAGAAAGUAUAAUUGAUUACAUUCUUAAUAAUGAUGAUAUAGAUAGUAACACAAAUUUUAAUACAACAAAUUUUCCUAUGAGACAAUUAUGUGGAGUCAACUUAAAUCAAAUGUCAUUUCAAGAUAUUUGUAAAAAAACAGAUUUACUUUCAAAAGAUGAAAUAAUAUAUAAAUGUACUGGGAAAGGAAGUUUACGAAUUUUAAAAAAUAAUGUAUGGUAUGAUAAAAUGAAUGUAAUUGAUUUUUUAAAAUAUGGGGAACAUUUUGGUAUUCAUAAAUUAUUAAGAAAAGAUAGUGUAAUAAAAAAAUAUCAAAAUAAAAACUUGACAUUAAAAGAUUUAAAUUAUAUAUCUUUACAAUCUUAUGAUUUUUUAUAUUUAUAUAAAAAGUAUAAAACUUAUAUACAAAUAGGUGGAUCUGAUCAAUGGGGUAAUAUACAAUCAGGUAUUGAAUUUUGUCAAAAUAUUUUUAAUCAACAAUUAUAUGGAUUAACAACAAAUCUGCUUCUAUACAAAAAUAAUAUUAAAUUUAGUAAAUCAUUAUUUCAUGAAAAUAAAAAAUUACCUAUAUGGAUAAACAAAGAAUAUACACCCCCUUAUCUUUUUUGGAACUUUCUACGAAAUAUAGAAGAUCAAAAAGUUCAAUCAUAUAUAGACAUGUUAACUAAUUUAAAUAUAAAUUUAGAUGAAGAAUUAAAAAAAUCAGAUCAUGAAAGUUCAAAAAAUAUAAAUAUCUCUUCAUAUGAUAAUAUAAUAAAUUCUGCUAAAAAAAAAAUGGCAGAUCAUAUCACAAAUACCAUUUAUGGAAAAAGUGUUGUUAAUAAAAUUCAUAAAAUAAAUAAUAUAAUUAAAAAUAAUCAGUUCAAUGAAAUUGAAAAUUUACAAGAGUUAAAAAUAUUACCAUAUAAUCAAAUUAAUAUAAAUUCAAUCAAACAAAAUGAAAUUAACAUUACAGAUGUCUUGAAAUUUUUUCAAAUUGCUAUGACAAAUAAAGAAGCCAAAGAAAAAAUAAAUCAAAAUUGUAUAUACAUCAAUACAAAAUUAAUAACAGAUCCUAAAUAUGUAUUAAACAUUAUCGACUUUUUAAAAACUAAAGAUCAAAAUUAUUAUUAUGCACUUCUUAGACUUGGAAAAAAAUUAGCCUACUCUAUAAUAGCUAAAUCGGAUGAAGGAAACUCUAGCCAAUGA